Molecule: messenger RNA, 1353 nt
Organism: Exophiala dermatitidis NIH/UT8656
Lineage: Eukaryota; Fungi; Ascomycota; Eurotiomycetes; Chaetothyriales; Herpotrichiellaceae
Product: adenosylhomocysteinase
Exons: 1
Coding region: 1-1353 (450 amino acids)
Biological process (GO): L-methionine cycle
Cellular component (GO): cytosol
Molecular function (GO): adenosylhomocysteinase activity
Source: RefSeq, a predicted model, not a curated record
AUGAACGGUGCUCCCGCCCAGAAAUUCAAGGUCGCCGACAUCUCGUUGGCUGCCUUUGGCCGCCGCGAGAUCGAACUCGCCGAGGUCGAAAUGCCAGGUUUGAUGGCCAUUCGAAAGAAGUAUGCUGCCGACCAGCCUCUUGCCGGUGCCAGAAUUGCCGGCUGCCUGCACAUGACCAUCCAAACCGCCGUCCUCAUUGAGACCCUCAAGGCCUUGGGCGCCGAAGUUACCUGGUCCAGCUGCAACAUCUUCUCCACCCAGGACCACGCCGCCGCUGCCAUCGCCGCUGGUGGCACUCCGGUCUUCGCCUGGAAGGGCGAGACCGAGGAAGAAUACCAAUGGUGUUUGGAGCAACAAUUGGUAUCUUUCCCAUCUGGCAAGAGCCUCAACCUCAUCCUGGACGAUGGUGGUGACCUGACGGCUUUGGUCCACAACAAAUACCCCGAGAUGCUCAAGGACUGCUACGGUGUGUCCGAGGAAACCACCACUGGUGUUCACCACCUUUACCGCAUGCUCAAGGGCAAGCAGCUUCUCAUUCCAGCUGUCAAUGUCAACGACAGCGUUACAAAGUCAAAGUUCGACAACCUGUACGGCUGCCGAGAAUCCUUGGUGGAUGGUAUCAAGCGUGCUACCGACGUCAUGAUUGCUGGCAAGAUUGCCGUCGUCGCUGGCUACGGUGAUGUUGGCAAGGGCUGUGCUCAGGCUCUUCACAGCAUGGGUGCUCGUGUGCUGGUCACCGAGAUUGACCCAAUCAACGCCCUCCAGGCUGCCGUCUCUGGAUACGAAGUUGUUACCAUGGAGGAGGCUGCGCCUCUCGGUCAGAUCUUUGUCACCACCACUGGCUGCCGAGACAUCAUUGUCGGCCGUCAUUUCGAGGUGAUGCGCAACGACGCCAUCGUCUGCAACAUCGGUCAUUUCGACAUUGAAAUCGACGUGGCGUGGCUGAAGAAGAACGCAGCCAGCGUUCAGAACAUCAAGCCACAGGUCGACCGCUUCACCAUGCCCAGCGGUCGCCACAUCAUUCUUCUUGCUGAGGGCCGUCUAGUCAACCUAGGCUGUGCCACUGGCCACUCGUCUUUUGUCAUGUCCUGCUCUUUCUCCAACCAAGUCCUGGCUCAGAUUAUGUUGUACAAGGCUGAAGAUGAGGCUUUUGGCAAGAAAUACAUUGAGUUUGGAAAGAGCGGCAAGAAAGAGAUUGGCGUUUAUGUUCUGCCCAAGAUCCUGGAUGAACAGGUUGCCCUUCUGCACUUGGACCAUGUCAACGGUCACUUGACCAAGUUGACUCCUGUCCAAGCCGAGUAUCUUGGAUUGGAUGUUGAAGGUCCAUUCAAGUCCGAUAUCUACCGCUACUAG